Dicentrarchus labrax (European seabass) is the source of this 2712-nucleotide messenger RNA. RefSeq names its product cholinergic receptor, nicotinic, alpha 5 (gene chrna5). The transcript is spliced from 8 exons. Bases 256 to 1668 code for a protein of 470 amino acids. NCBI's taxonomy places the organism in Eukaryota, Metazoa, Chordata, Actinopteri, Moronidae. Gene Ontology annotation, cellular component: neuron projection; postsynaptic membrane; synapse. Gene Ontology annotation, biological process: nervous system process; chemical synaptic transmission; monoatomic ion transmembrane transport. The record is from RefSeq and is a predicted model, not a curated record. Gene Ontology annotation, molecular function: transmembrane signaling receptor activity; acetylcholine-gated monoatomic cation-selective channel activity.
CGGGCUCACUGAAGGAAGAGGAGGGGUGCCCUCCUGCCUGUUCACAAUUGGAGGCAGCAGGGAGGGAAGCAGCAUCUGUAUGAGGCGAGAGAAGGAACCUGCAUGGAAUGGAGGAGCGUUAGAGCAGCACUGUCGCUGUCGUCAAGACUCCCACUGCCUGCACCACCACUCUGGAUCGUGUGUUAAUGGAAUUGACUCAGAGCAGCUCUGUGAUGCCAGAGGGACCAGCUGUGUGGAUCCAGUGCCACCUCUGAUAUGAUGCUAAGAGCAGGAGGGGCAGCCACCUCUCUCGCACUGCUGCUGCUGCUGCCGCUGCUGUGCUGCUGCCACCUGUGCCACUCGCUGCGGGUUCCAAAACUCUCCUCCUACGCAAAAGCAGAGGAUAAGCUGUUCAAAUACCUCUUUGGAAACUACCAGAAAUGGGUUCGCCCAGUGGAAUACCUAAACCAGACGAUCCGUGUGAAGUUUGGACUGGCCAUCUCCCAGCUAGUUGAUGUGGAUGAAAAAAAUCAGCGAAUGACCACCAAUGUGUGGAUGAAACAGGAGUGGAUUGACAUGAAACUCAGAUGGAACCCUGACGACUAUCUGGGCAUCACAAUUAUCCGAGUCCCCUCUGACAGGAUCUGGCUCCCUGACGUUGUUCUUUAUGAUAAUUCAGAUGGGCGUUUUGAAGGUACAGUCACCAAGGCCGUUGUUAAGUAUGAUGGAACCAUAUCAUGGACACCACCAGCCAAUUACAAGUCUGCCUGCACCAUUGAUGUCACCUUCUUCCCUUUUGAUCUCCAGAACUGUUCAAUGAAGUUUGGCUCCUGGACAUAUGACGGCUCCCAGGUGGACAUAAUUCUGGAGGACUUCCAUGUGGACAAGCGGGACUAUUUUGACAACGGUGAAUGGGAGAUAGUGAAGGCCACAGGCAGCCGCAGUCUUAGGACAGAUGGCAGCUCUUCCUAUCCCACCAUCACCUACUUCUUCAUCAUCCGCAGGCUGCCUCUUUUCUACACCCUCUUCCUCAUCAUCCCCUGCAUUGGCCUCUCCUUCCUCACUAUCCUUGUCUUCUAUCUGCCAUCUAACGGCGGUGAGAAGAUCUCUCUCUGCACCUCAGUUCUGGUGUCGCUCACAGUUUUCCUCCUGGUCAUUGAGGAGAUCAUCCCCUCCUCUUCGAAGGCUAUCCCUCUCAUUGGGGAGUACCUGGUCUUCACCAUGAUCUUUGUCACGCUCUCCAUUAUCAUCACUGUCUUCGCCAUCAACAUCCACCAUCGCUCCUCUUCUACACAUCAUGGCAUGGCACCCUGGGUGAGGAGGAUUUUCCUGCAUCGGCUGCCUAAGCUGCUGUGUAUGCGCAGCCAUGUGGACCGUUACGCCACAGGUGGAGUGGCCAGAACAGGAGAUCUGAAGGACUCAGCACCUGAACUGACAUCUCUCCUCUACACCAGACAUAACCUACAAGCAGCUUUGGAUUCUAUUCGCUACAUAACCAUGCAUGUGGUUAAAGAAAAUGAAGUCAGAGAGGUGGUACAAGACUGGAAGUUUGUAGCCCAGGUUUUAGACAGAAUGUUUCUGUGGGCCUUCCUCCUGGUGUCGAUUCUGGGCUCUGCUCUCCUCUUCAUUCCGGUUAUUUACAAAUGGGCCAACAUCAUCGUCCCUAACCAUGCUGGAAGUACCCUCUAAGAACCACCGUUCAACCAACCACUAGUAGAGGCAAAGUACAUUAACAGCUCAUUAUGGGUCUUAUUUGAGAUUGACUGACUGAGAUACUGAGAUAACAGCUCAGAUACGGUCCUGCUCUACUUAUCCACCAUCACUCUGUAAGCCACAGCUGGGCCCGAGAUCAAGCUACAGACUGGGGACCUCGUUUGCUGAGUAUAUCUAACAGAGACAUGUUUUUUUUUGUUUUAGAGAGACUUUGAAUUUGAGACAAUUGACUUUGUUUAAAUGUAAAUGAAAAGACUCGACUGAUGUACUACAUAUGAUGAAAAAGGCAUAUUUGCCCACAUUUCAUUCAUCAAUAAAUUUCAAUACAUUCAUUUCACGAACUAUAAUUGCUGGCAUCAAAGAGUGGAAAUGUAUCUUUUGGUCUGGCAGAGAUUCAUAGAUACAAACUGUCAAUAAAACAUGUUCUCACAGGAUCAUUUAGGAUGAAUGCCUCACUAACGACCCUUAUGCCAGUUACAGGAUAAAUACCAAUUAAAUUCAAUUAAAUCCAAUACACCUUGAUGGGGUAUAAUUCAAAUAAAAUGGGUUGUUCAACUUUGAUUUUCCGAAGUUCUAUUUUCAUAAAUCACCCUAACAUAUCCUGGCAUAAGCAUCAGUCUGUAAAGUUCUUAAAGUUUCUGGAGAAGUGCACACAAGUCAGACACUACUAUUUAGGGACAGACCUGGUUUAAUAGUUUCUCUCUUCACUCUACUAGGCUGUGCGUGGGAAGGAGAGAUUCUUGCCAGGACUUUAAUUUCUAAGGCAAUAGUUCCUUUUAGCCUGAGGAAAAAUCCCACAUUGUUUAUUAGGCCUGUAAGACAAAUCUUGGUAAAAGAUCAGGACAGAGAUACUGUGGGUCCAGGAUGUUUUAGCCUACUGUAGCUUAGCACAGACGUACCUCCAUCAAAUGUGAAACAUAGGUCCUGUGACAACUCCAAAACUGUCUUGUUAUUUGAUUGAUGUGCAUGCAGAUGAUGUCAUUUCGAGAAAUGUAAUAAAGGAGCCGUAUUUUCACUACA